Prunus avium (sweet cherry) is the source of this 639-nucleotide messenger RNA. RefSeq names its product PHD finger protein. Gene Ontology annotation, biological process: cell fate determination. The record is from RefSeq and is a predicted model, not a curated record. Lineage: Eukaryota; Viridiplantae; Streptophyta; Magnoliopsida; Rosales; Rosaceae.
CUCCACUCUCCACAACGUGACUCACAACAACAACAACCACAUAAAAGCUUGCAAGUCACUCAACCCCAUCCACUCCUUAUUGUCUCUAUAUAAACCAACCAACCAACCAGUUCAAUCCACCCCUUCAAACUUCUUGUUACAUAAUAAUCCUCACUUGAACUCACAAUGCAUUGCCAACCAGCUUUCAAGCUUCUUCUCUGGACUUCUCUUACAUUUGCAUCUCUUAUCCCCCAUGGGUGGGGAGAAAAAUGUACUACCAAUGGUCAAGCUCCAACAGUUCAACAGACCCAAGUAGGGUUUGGAAGGUCUCCAAAGUUCAUGGUGGUGGUGAAUAACAAGUGCCCUAUGUGCCCAAUCAUCGACAUUCAUUUGAAGUGUGGAAGCUUUCCUCAGGCUCUGGUCAACCCGAGGCUGCUCAAAGUGCUAGGCGUCGAUGAUUGUGUUAUUAACAGCGGGUUGCCAUUGGCACCUCUGCAGACAUUUUCCUUCAAUUAUUCUCACCAAAAGUAUCUCAUGUAUCCAAAAAUCUGGUCUUUUCAAUGUGAGUGAUCAGAUUAAUUAGGCCUACCAGGUAAUUAAGCAGUUAAUUAGUUUCCUUUGUCUUGCAUCUUUUGGGUCCAUGUGAUGAAUUAUUCUUAA